This is a messenger RNA of Amoebophrya sp. A120, 4443 nucleotides long. The record is from the annotation of a GenBank genome assembly. Lineage: Eukaryota; Dinophyceae; Syndiniales; Amoebophryaceae.
GUUUCUGGAACAAUCAUUUUCAGUUCUCUAAAGUCGCAUUAAAUGUCGGUGGUGGUUGUGGGUUUUUCUUGUAGCUGCAGAAGCAGAUUAGUGAAUGUCUGCUCUUCUACUUGCUCUUGUUGCAGAAGUAAAAAUUCUUCGAGCUGCUUCUGUACGAAGAAAAGAGUUACCAAACCAAAACCUACCACGAAGAUACUAACUUUACUUCUUUUGUUUUCUCUAUCAGCAUCAUGCGCCUUCAGUACAACAGCUGUUUCGAGCCAGAGGCUUUGUCCUCUGUACGAGCCAACUACGAGAACGACCCACGCUGCACCAGAUCUUCAUGCUAUGGAACAAGUAGAUUUCUUCGGGACCACCAAAACCUCUGUUCCCUGCAACUGUUCCCUUGCCCGCCAAGACUACCUCACCUAUCCCAGAGAAAAAGCAGACAGCGCAUAUUUGUAUAGGAAAAACCGACACACAGAAAAAUCUGUCAUGGGCGGCCCCAUAGCAUGGUGCUUAGGAUACGCAAUACAGAUUUUUUUGUGUAUUUAUUUUUGCAUUAUGCCGGCUUUUUCCUGUGUGAUAUCACCUCCGCCUUUCUGAAACCGGCGGAGGGGUCCCCGCAGGGCGUUUUCGCGGCGCAGAUCAAUCUGCACGCCCCGGGCGGUAUGGGAAUGUCAGGAUCGAAAUCGACAAAGUCGAAAAAUUUGUGAUGCAUAAAAUGUAGGGCACGCGACGCCUGUAUUGGGGAGCAGGCAAAUGAGACCGAUUGCAAGCCUCUUUAGGGGUAUACAAUGUGUUGCCAGAGUAGCAUGACAGGAGCAGUCUGCCUUGCCCAAACAGCAUGACAGACUGGAUUUUGGUGGUCCCGAAAUUUGUCAUGCGCCAGUUGGAAACUGAGGCUCCAACUGGCAUCGACUUUGUGCAUCACAAAUUUUUCGAUUUUGUCGAUUUCGAUUCUGACACUUCCAUAGGCGGCUACGGAAGGUUUUUCUCCGAUGUGGUCCGGGAACACGGGUCGCACGAGUCCAGCGGGCUGUGGCUGUUUCUGUCGUUCCUGCACAAAGCGAGGCUGCAGAUACGGAAAGCGGCGUGGAAACGGAAGAUUCUGGCUUUUGCGCAGAAACUGCUCCGGGAAGUGGAGAGGGAUGAGGCUGGGCUGGAGCCGAACAGCAACAGGACCAAAAGCGCGACCAUUUUUGCUGGUGCCUCCACCCCAUUGACAACCGACGCUAUCGCUGCCUCAACUUCUUCGGAUAUUCGCUUCAAACGCCGAACCCGGUACAGCCUUGCGGAGCUGUACCACCAGAGGCUUCUGGGCGCGGGUGAUGCAGAACGAAAAUCACGGCAGAACUCACCACGACCUGGAACAACUGGUCCUGCUGUGACUUUAUUUCCGUCGUCGAAGAACGUUUUACCGCAUGUCUCUGGUGCUCUAACUUUGUCCCACAUCCGGCAGUCGGUGCGGCAAAGCUAUGCGGAGUACGUGAAUGAGCCCUGUGUGGAGCUGAAUAAUUUGCCCGAGCCGGAAAAUAACCACCUCGUCCUUUCAGCCUACGACCACCUGGACAUCCCCACUGACCGGCAGAAGGAGGCGACGGACCCGGCCGCGGAAAUGCUGCUGGAUUGGCUGUACGAGGAAGUUCUCGCGAAGGGGAAGAUUUUGUGGAAAGACCCAGCGGCAAGAAGAACCGUAUCCUGUGCAAAAGUAUCGCACUCGUAUUGCAAUCAUGCAUUACAAAUCCUUUUGUUAAGGUAAAUCUGCAUUACAAAUUAUUAUUUUUCAUGCUGAAGAAAUUUGUAAUGCAUUUAUACGAACACGAUACUUUUGCAGUUUAUAAACCGCCCUCGGCGACCAAGACGUCCCCGACGACAUCGUGCUGCAGGAAGCGUGGAGCUACGCCAGCGACUACCACGGCAGCGCGCGAAGUGCGAAUUUGACGCGGGUAGUUUUUGGUGGAAUUACAUCAGCAGGCGGGGUUGAUGAAACCAAAAAAGGCGGUGGAGACCAGGUUGAUACUGACCGACAUGAAGAACAAGAACAUCUUCACGAGGAUAACAAUGAAAAUGACCCCACCACCGACAACAUAGACAUUUUCGACGUCGAACCCCGCAUGACGUUUCUCGUAUCCACCGCAAAAGUAUUAGUAUCGUGCUCGUUCUAAUCGCGUCUAUGCUUUACAAAUCUCUCUCUUAAGGCAUAUCCGCAUCACAAAUUUGAUUUGUAAUGCUAAGUCAAUUUGUAAUGCAAUUCAUACUAGAACCACAACUAGUGCGAUACUUUUGCAUUUCAUAUCUCGACUUGGGAAGCAACUUGGGUAUGUGGUCGCUGCUCGCCGCGGUCGUCCACAAAGCGGAGGUGUUCGCGUUUGAGCCGGUGCUAUGCAUUGCAAAUAUGUCUGGGGGUGGAAAGUUGGAGCUUGUUAUGCUGGUCUUGCAUUCCUGUGAAAUCUGUAUUGCAUGACCAACAAAAGUGCCUGCCUCUCACGUCAUAUUUACAAAAACGCAGCUUCUACUCAUUCGGAGUUCGUAUGAUAAAGCGUUCUGCAGGCUUUUCAUGCCUUCCUGCAUGAGGAGGUGUUUUCAUCGUGCACAUUUUAGCAUCACAAAUUUAUUUCCAGGCCUAGACAUAUUUGCAAUCAUGCAUAGGUGCUCGGAAACGUCCGCAAGCUGCUCGACACGCUGUUUUGCGACAACAAGGAGCUACUGCUGCACAACUACGCGAACCAUUUUUUGCACGUGGUCCGCGCGAUUGUCGGCGCCCCGGAGACCGAGGGGGAGGAACGGGCGCUGUCUUUGGUAAAUUGGAGCUCGGUGGUGUUGGACGAAAGAGAUGUGAAGUAUCCAAAGAAAAAAACCCAUGCAGCCCAUCCAAUUUGUCAUGCAAAAGAUGCAUAAGAUGCAGCUGUGUCUGUCAUUUACAAAAAUUGGAUGGGGAUGGGUGUUUUUUUUCUGUGGAUAUGAAGGAGAAUGAUUUACAGGAACGAAACGUCGUGUGGCCGCAGUGGCAGAGAGAUCAUGGUCAACAUCAAGAAGGCGAAAUGAGUGGAGAAAAACAUCAGCAGGUCGACGGUGAUCAUCUUGAAGCGGUCGAAGACGAAAUUUUUGACGAGUCAAAAGAUAGAUCGAGCUCUGCUCCUCCUUCCAGCAGCAUUACUUCAGCCAGACAGCAACAUUAUUACGAUGGAAAAGAAGUAGAGGACGCAGCAAGAGCAACACCAAGCUACCUGGGGGAAGAUCGUCAUGCAGCGAGCCUGGCGGUGCAGGAAGCCGCGAAGCUGCAGCUGAUCAACAAGCACGAUGUCAGUGUCCGUCUGCACACCGUCGACACGAUUUGGAACAAACACUGGCGAUACGUUGAUAACAAGCAGCGGAAAAGGGAGCAUAAAAAACGGGAUCUCAUCGUCAAGGCCGACGUAGAAGGGUACGAAUGCGCGGCGCUGCUGGGAGCUGCUGAGUUUCUGCGACACAGCCGAGUGUGGGCGGUGAUGUUUGAGUACUCUGCAUUCUGGGCGGAGAAGACAGGAACGAACAAAAAUAAGGCCGGAUCUGACGACCCGGGAUCAUCUGGAUCUGCUGGGCCUGAAGGCAGAACACGAACGUCAGCACGUUCUACUUCACGACCUCCAGGGGAUGAGGAUGAAGAUGAUAUUGAAAACAUGUCUCUACCAGCAUCUACUCCUUCUACAUCCUCCCCGACCACUUGCACCGAUCCAGGCAUUCGGUCCCGCCUCUCGCAGCUGUUCAAAGACAUCGGGUUGACGCACUUCUACGGUACAGGGCCUGGAUGGGUGUACCCGCAGUUCGCGUGUCACUUACCGAACUUUUGGCGCUUCGUCGACCGGAGUAGAAUAUCAAAUGCAAAAGUGUCUGGGUCUGGAAGGAUGCAAACUUGUGAUGCUGUCUUUGGAUUCUAUAAAAAAUUUGUAUUGCAUGACCAGCAACCAAGAGGAGUCCACUUUGUACUACGUGGGGAAGGUGUUUCUCAUGCGUAACAGGCAUCUUCAGGAAGUCCUCUAAAAAUAUGUGAUGCUGGACCAUGCAUUACAGGCGUCAGGGGUCAUGCAAAAUAUGCAUGACAAACCUCUCACUCUUCCAGACCCAGACACUUUUGCACUCGAUAUAGAAUACACGUCCGGAACAGCAGCGCGAUCAACAUCAUCGGGCUGCCGGAACAUCUUGAGGAAGAAGAUUUGACGAAAUUGUGGAUGAAUACAAAUUUGACACGAGUGUUUUUCUGAGUUAUUUGAAAACGCUGCUACUUAGAGCAGGUACUAGCUCCUGUUGUGGCUUUAAAAGAUCACAAGGCUGAUGUCUUGAAGCCGACAAGAACUAUUGUAGACAGUGCCACUUACUUAGAAAGAUACAAGUUUUUUGUUUUUCGACCUGUAAUAACGAUUGCCCCUGUGGUGUUGGCGAGCAUCUAUAUGUGAGCGUUCUUCAAAGGAAAAUGUAAUGCCG